This is a messenger RNA of Egretta garzetta (little egret), 2866 nucleotides long. RefSeq names its product nexilin F-actin binding protein (gene NEXN). Gene Ontology annotation, biological process: mitochondrial fusion. The record is from RefSeq and is a predicted model, not a curated record. Bases 1703 to 2470 code for a protein of 255 amino acids. The transcript is spliced from 2 exons. Lineage: Eukaryota; Metazoa; Chordata; Aves; Pelecaniformes; Ardeidae.
CACACAAUUCAGCUGAAUUUUUUCCUGUGGGUUUUUUUUUUUUUUUUUUAACCAGAAAUGAGUUGGCUUGCUGUCUUUUCCUAACUUACUGAUUCAAAAAUACAGAGCAGACAGCUGCUAGUGCUUGCUCAUAUGCACAGCUUUUACAGUUUACACAUACAUGCUUUGGUAAAUUUUGAAUUAAUGCUGCUUCUAUUCACUUAGCUCUGUAUCUCCUUGGAGUGAUGAGCCAAUGCAUCACAAGCAAGAGACUUUCCCAUUUCUUUGCUAAUUCAGCCGUGGUUAGCCUCUGAAAACUAUGUGGCUAUGCAUUGUUUUCAUUAAAGGAAAUAGUUUAGAGUCUUGUUUUUUGACUCUACAAUUUCAACAAAUAUGCUCAUAUUAUGCAAAACGAAUGAAGAAUGGAAGGAAUGGCGGGGCUGAAGUCCAACUGUAAGUUUACUCAGAGGGAAAAUCUGAAGGAAAUCUAUAGUGAAUAGCAGUAUUUGAGUGGGGUUGGCCCCAAAAAAAUACUGUAAGAGCUGUGAGAAAAAGGAUACGGGCAAAGUAGGUCAAGACAGGUACGAACUACGAUGGCACAAACAGCAGUUACAGUGGCAGUAAGUAGCAAGGGUGAGAAAAGGGAGUGCCAAAAAAUCUUGUAAAAAUAUGUUUAUUUUCUGUUUCCUUAUAAAGCUAGUCAAAACACUUUCCCAAAUUAAAGUUUUGCUCCUUUAAUUCUUCCUAGCAUUUGACUGAUUGCUACUGUUGGAAAUGCCUGCACUUUAAGGCACAUUGGGCUCUUCAAUGUUUGCCACAAGGCUCUUCAAACAUGCGAAGAUAUGCGAAAAAGUGCCUGAAGCCAUACCACCACACAGUUCUAGAUCAGUAUCUGACCUCAUCUCACACAUUUAUCUACAGAAUGUUCCUGCCGAGACAAUCUCUGUUAAUCAAUUUACAUAGCUAUGUGCACCAACAUACUUUUAUUGAGAAGUUACUUUACAAUCUUCCUGCUCUAAGCCAUGCCAUGCUACCUGGCCAUUUUUGUAGCAUAUAGCUUCAUAUUUUAGUAAUGCUUUGCUUCAACAAAUUCAGUCUGAUAAAAUACUCACUCUUACACGUCCUGCUUUUGGAAGUAAUGAAAAUCGACUUUCCUAAGCCCUACCAUCUUAUGAAUUAAUCUACAAAAGGAGCACACCACUCAUGAAUGACCAUCACAGCCCAACGCUGCUCUGAAGCCCAAGAAUAGGACAGGGAAAGGAGGAAACCUUUGCUGUUGGGUUGUACAAAGCAAUGAACUGGCAACAUAGCUUAGUAUCAUUAAUUUGUGAACAAGAAGAGUUUCUUGUAGAAAAUUCUGUUCAGUCAUCCUUACUGGGAAUACUAAUAUUGCUUAAGAACGGGAAUAUAACUCAUUUUACUUAGAAGAAAGAUUACAGGUAUAGGUACUUCAGCAUGAAGAGCAACGAUACUUAAAGCACAAGCACUUUGUCUAACAAUUGUCAGUGAAGUAAACAGGGAUGAAUUGUUUCAGGUCCCAAAGCUGCCUUCAGAGGACAUCCCCUCCACCAUCUUGCAAAAAAGUCCGCAUUGUAAUAAACACCUUCAUUAUAGAAGCUUAGCAUUGCAAUAAUAGAGAGCUAAAGUCAAAUACAAACCCCCACCAAACACACUCCCUCCCAAAACAUUAGAGGAAUACCCACAUCUUGCUGUACAGCAGUGGAUGUGGCAAAAGGCUUGGUUAUCGUUAGUGUCUGAGCAACGCUGUGAUUUCAUCACAGGUACCUUCAUUAAUGCUCUGAAUUUCCAGCAGGUGCUGGAUGAUGAAUCACCAGAAAUGUUUAAAACAUUUUCUCAAGAAUCUCUCGUGCCUGGUAAACUGGAAAUUAAUUUUGAGGAAUUGCUGAGACAAAAAAUGGAAGAAGAAAAGAGACGCACAGAAGAAGAGCGCAGGCAAAAGUUGGAAAUGGAAAAGCAAGAAUUUCAGCAGUUAAGACAAGAAAUGGGAGAGCUGGAAGAAGAGUCUGAAACUUUUGAGCUAAGCAAAGAAUAUGAAGAAUUAAUAAAGCUAAAAAGAAGCGGUUCUAUUCAGGCCAAGAACCUAAAAAGCAAGUUUGAAAAAAUAGGACAAUUGUCUCAAGAAGAAAUACAGAAGAAGAUAGAAGAAGAGCGAGCUAAGAGAAGAGCAAUGGAUGAAGAAAUAAGAGAAAGGGAAGCUGAAAAGUUUCAGGAGGUAAGUUGCAUUCUGCGUAUGUUAAUGAUAUACUUCACUAGCACGCUAAUGGUCCAGGACUGGACAGUGCUGCUGCUCUCAGCAAAGUUUGCUGUAUUUCCAAAAUUACUGUCUCCCUUCUUUCCUGUUCCCUCCUGGGGAUGCAUGAGGAAGUCUCACCUCAGCAUCCCUACAGGAAACAGCACCAGUUUAUUAUCAAUCAUCUGGUCAAAGCACAGAUCUAUUACUCUACUCAAAGUCCUCAAUUCAGCAUCUUAACAACCUGAAACCGGCCAGCCUGAGGGCUUGAAACAUUAGUAUUUGAGAAUGAAUCUAUUAAUCAUCACAUGAACUGCUUCUCCUUCUGAACUCUAGUUCAUUCUCCACUGUAUGAAUUAAAAAAACGCACCAAACCCAAACAAUACCAUUUGAAGAUCAAGUCUUUUUAGCGUCUUUGCUCAUUUCUCGGGGUAGCAGAGAAGGACACCUACUGAUCUACGCUUCAGGCUGGAACCUCUCUCAGUUUUUCAGGGGGGGAAAACAAGAAAUGAGGCUAUCAGUCAAACCAAUAAAUCAACACUAUGCUCUGUGACCCAAAACGCCACCGUGAGCUUUCACGACAUAAUCAUGUGGUGGUGCAGGAAAUGUACCAGCAGUAAGCCUGAUCUGAGCCUC